Messenger RNA from Cercocebus atys (sooty mangabey), 1276 nucleotides. It is a transcript of the gene TMEM202, whose product is annotated as transmembrane protein 202. Gene Ontology annotation, cellular component: plasma membrane. The record is from RefSeq and is a predicted model, not a curated record. Lineage: Eukaryota; Metazoa; Chordata; Mammalia; Primates; Cercopithecidae. The coding region runs from base 256 to 1134 and encodes 292 amino acids. The transcript is spliced from 5 exons.
ACUGUGUCUUACUUAUUUUUGUGUCCCAGAAGCUAGCACAAAGCCUGACACACAGCCACUGCUAACAAAAUCUUUGUGGAUUUAUUUAAUAAAAGAGUUGGGAGUAGGUGGAGAAUGGAGGGUGGGGAGCAUCACACAUACAUGCACAUGCUUAAAAUAUGAUGAUUUCUUCCUGAGCUGACCAGACCAAAAAUAUAAAUAAAACAGAAACAGGAUCUGUGCCAUGGGUCCUGGCCCUUUUUUGCUUCUGCCAGCAUGUGUGAGGAGAUGCAGAGACAAAUUCCGUGGCAGUUAGAAAGAGAACCGACUGCCAAGAUGGAGCGAAGGGAACAUUUAACCUUGACUUUCCACAGUCCUGAGGUUCCCAAGAUAAAGGGGAACCGGAAAUACCAAAGGCCUACCCUCCCUGCCAAGAAACAUCCAAGUGCCUCGAUGUCAUCCCAAAGGCAGCAGCAGCUUAUGGAUCAGGCACACAUCUACAUCCGAAUAUUCUGUGGCAGCCUCUGUAGUUUUAGCCUCCUAAUGCUGAUCGCCAUGUCCCCACUGAACUGGGUACAGUUCCUGGUGAUCAAGAAUGGCCUUGAGCUCUACGCAGGACUCUGGACCUUAUGCAACCAUGAGCUGUGCUGGAACCACACACCCAAGCCACCCUAUUAUCUCCAAUAUUCCAGGGCCUUCUUUCUCAUCUCUGUCUUUACCAUACUCAUUGGCCUUGGCUGGCUCUUCAGCUCUUGGCUCCCUAGUCGAGGAAGCAUGACCACCAACUUGGAUCUGAAGGUAUCCAUGCUCAGCUUCAUCUCAGCUACCUGCUUGCUCCUCUGCCUCAACCUGUUUGUGGCACAGGUUCACUGGCAUACUAGGGAUGCCAUGGAUUCAGAUCUCCUGUGGACCUAUUAUCUUAACUGGUGCAGUGACAUCUUUUACAUGUUUGCUGGCAUCAUCUCUCUUCUCAACUACUUAACUUCCAGAUCUCCUGCCCGUGAUGAAAACGUCACUGUGAUUCCAACAGAGAGAUCAAGGCUGGGGGUUGGUCCAGUGACUACAGUAUCACCUGCUAAAGAUGAAGAAGAGCCAAGGUCUGAGAUGGAAUCUCUAAGUGUGAGAGAGAAAAAUUUACCAGAGGCAGGACUGUGAUGGUGAUAGGAAAACCUAACUAUAGCUUGUCUUAAAAGCAGGGGAGAAGCUGAGUUGGGAAUGAUCGCAUAAAUUCUUGGAAACUCUCCUAAUAUCAUGUCCAUAUUACUGGAGGAGACAACAUUAAAGCUGAUGAAAUGUC